AAAUGUCAAUAGAGAAAACGUGAUCCCGGAACCGCGAAAUCGAAAGUACUUUGUUAUACAUAAACAUUAGCUAAUUUAUACAAACAUAUUAGCUAAUUAAAUUAACUUCAUAAUUUUGAAAUAUGAGUACCAGUCUAUAAUGAAAAAUAAAAUGAACUAUUACAUUUAAGAGAAUUUUUAUAAUUACUGCAUCUUCUCUCAUCCAAUUCUAGUUUAACUCUAUUUCAACAUUGUAUCAAUGAGAAAAAUGACCAAUAUGAAAAAGUUCAUAGAUAUAGGAGCAAAUUUGACAGAUGAUAUGUACCAAGGUGUCUAUCAUGGUUCCAAAAAGCAUGAGCCAGAUCUCAACAAUAUCUUAGACAGAGCAUGGUCUGGUGGAAUGUGUAAAAUGAUUAUAACUGGGGGCAACUUGGCGGAUAGCAGAAAGGCUCUAGAACUUGCAAGGACUGAUUCUCGCUUAUUUUCCACUGUAGGAUGCCAUCCGACCAGAUGCAAUGAUUUUCUACCUGAUCCUGAGAAAUACCUCAAAGAUCUUAGUGAUUUAAUCACAGAGAAUAAGGACAAAGUUGUAGCAAUUGGUGAAUUUGGUUUGGAUUACGAUAGAUUGAACUUCUGUGAUAAGGAAACACAGUUGAAAUAUUUUGAACUACAAUUAAAACUAUGUAAUGAGCAUAAACUCCCGCUAUUUCUUCAUUGUCGCGCUGCUACUGACGAUCUGGUUGGUAUACUCGGCAAACAUAGAGAUAGCGUUGCUGGUGGAGUUGUUCAUUCAUUUGAUGGUUCAUAUGAUUGUCUUCAGAAGAUAUUGGAGCUAGGAAUGCAUAUUGGAAUUAAUGGCUGCUCCUUACGCACAGCCGAAAAUCUAGAAGUUGCAUCAAAAAUACCACAGGAUAAGUUGUUAAUAGAAACCGACUGUCCCUGGUGCGAAAUCAAGCAGACGCAUCCUUCAUUUAAACAUGUUACUACGAAGUUUGCAACUGUGAAAAAGGAAAAAUAUUCACCGGAAUCAGAUAAUCAAGUUAAAGGCAGGAAUGAGCCUGUUAAUAUAAUACAAGUGUUGGAAGUGUUGGCGGCGGUACGAGGGGAAGAUAUAGAUCAAUUGGCUCAGGCUAUUUUUGAAAAUACCGAAAGAUUAUUUUUUAGCAAUAAGUGAAGUUUGUUUUAUUUUAAUAAAAGUGAUUGUUUGUU
Zerene cesonia (dogface butterfly) is the source of this 1188-nucleotide messenger RNA. RefSeq names its product putative deoxyribonuclease TATDN1. Gene Ontology annotation, cellular component: cytosol. The transcript has 7 exons. NCBI's taxonomy places the organism in Eukaryota, Metazoa, Arthropoda, Insecta, Lepidoptera, Pieridae. The coding region runs from base 239 to 1153 and encodes 304 amino acids. The record is from RefSeq and is a predicted model, not a curated record. Gene Ontology annotation, molecular function: 3'-5'-DNA exonuclease activity.